AUGUCUGAUCGAUAUGCUUCCCGGAACAAAGGCCAAUAUGGAUACAGUGGAUACAGUAAUCGUUCGUACAAAGACUCCUCUUCCCGCAGCGGCUAUGGGCGUCCCAGCCCGUUAGGAUCGUCACUAUCAGCUCCACCAAGAAAGAAAGCCUCCGUUCGGCCCGCGCCUCUACCUUCUUUAAAAUCUGAAAAUGCAGACGCUGUCAAUAUUCUGUCCUCGUCAGGGUGGGGACAGAAGAAAUCUGAAGACAAAGCAACUAAACGAGGCGAUGAUGCUCCGAUCGACGGGCUUCUGCCGUGGACUCGGCGUCGCGGCGUUCCUGGUCUGAACCAGCCCGACAAGUCAGCGAAACAGGAGGACUCGAAGAUCAAGAGACCAUCUAACCCUGCACAAGCAGCAAUGCUACCUUCUUACAUGAAACCACCUCCAGGAGAAAGGGAGAGCAACCAGCCUGUUCAACAGCAAGAUGAAGUUAAGGAGGAAGCUCAGCCCGAUUCUAACGAGAGAAGGCCCUUCCGCCGGCGCAGUCCAGAUCAGCGAGAACGAAUGAGUCCGUCAAAGAGGCGUCAAACGCGAGACAGGGACUCACCCCAAUCUUCGGAGAAAGAGAAUGUUGACUUCGAAUCAGAAAUGAACAAGCCCGGAGAAAAUCUUCAAGAAAUCAACUGGGCAGAAGACGACAAACUCGACUCAACCGCGUCAUGGGCUGACGAUAGGCCGGUCAAGUGGGAUGAAAAGAUCGACUUCUCAGAUGAAGAUCAAGACAAAAAGAAGACGGAAGUUGCGCCGGUUCCGUCUGCGGGACCGAGCAGAGCACCUCUCCAACCUGAAGCGGAUUCGACUGAUCGCUACGAUAUAAGGAACGAAGACGAUAGGUAUAACGCGCGUCACGAUCGCGGCCACAAUAACUAUGAAAAUGGAAGCAGAAGUAACGCGUACAGACCUCGCUAUGGGUCAGGCAGACCAAUCCACAGGGGCUUCUAUGAUGAUCAUAAACGAGGCAUUUACGAGUCUGAAAUUGAAAAUAGAAGGGAUGAAUCGAGACAUGGGUCCAAACACUCAUCAAGGCGAGACAUAUUUGAACGAGAAGAGCCGCCAAGACCGGCUCCAGUGAACCCACGUCGCAGUAGGAAAGGAUCGGAUAAUGUCAAUAAUCGACGACAGACGUCGGAAUCAUCUGAUCACAACAUCGAUAUUGAAAACAUCGAGCUCCAAGAGACAGAACCAGUUCAGGUGUCUAAAAAGCGCAUCAUCAAGGUGAAAAAGGAGGCAAAAAUCCGUGAUUUCACCAACGAAGAAAAAGGCGAAGACGACCAAAAGGACAAAGUUGAAGAAGAGUUUGAAAAAGAAGAGAAAAGUAAACAAAUCCGUGGAUGGAAAAAGGGCGAUAACCCUGACGAAGAGAGCGCUCAUUUUAAACCGCGAAGUGGGAAUUCCUCUCAAAAAGGUCAGCUACCGACAGCUGACGGAAGCAAGCAUAGUCGCCUUGAAAAGAAUAAUGCCGAAAAAGAGCAAAAAUCGAAUGCUAACGUCUGGGAAAAGAGGCAAAAGGAGAUCGCCAAGCGACUUGAUAGCAAGCGUGAUGACUCUCAAGAUUCCAAGAAUAAAGAAGUUUAUAUUCCAUCGGAGAAUGAUAGGAAGAAAACGCUCGGCGAGACUAAUCCUAAUGCCGAUAGAAAGAAGGACGAUCAACGGGGAAGCUCAAGGCGGGAUGAACACGAUAGACGCAGGGAGCGAGACGAGCGCGGCCCUAAUCGUCGCGAGAAACGUGACAACCGUCGAGAACGAGAACCCCGCGAAGGAAAGGAAGGCAAGCAUCCUCGAGAGCGGCCUGAUAAAAACGAUGGGCAUCACUCACGUGGCGAACGCCCUGAAAAAGGCCAGAGACAUCGGGAAGAAAAACCUGAAUCUGGUCCAAGGGAAAAGUCCAAACGCGGAGAAAACGCACGAAAAUCGGAAAAGGCCUCGAGAUCAGAAUCUCUGAAGGAUGGAAAAAGUGAACAGAAAAUCGUUAAGAUUGAGCCAGCUCCAGCUCCAACGGAGAAUGUUUGGGCGAAGCGAAUUGAAACCCGCCAACAAGCCCCGAAAGAAGAUGUCCAUAAGGAAGAGCCACAUAUCAAAGAACAAGGUUCUUUACAAGCUCCGAAAGGUAUCAAAAAUCGUGAAGAGCUUCGAGACCGUGACCGUGAUUCCCGAGAAAAUCGAGAUGGUCGAGAGCAUCGCGAUCAGCGAGAGCCUAAAGAUCGAAACGAUCGUCAUAAAGAACGAGGUGACCGAAGAGAUCGUGACCGCUCUGAUCGCGACCGCAUUCCAAGUAAGGAUCAUCACGGUCGAAAGGGCCAAAAGAUGUCCGAGGAUAGUUCCAGCAGUCACAAACAACGCCUCCACAGCAACGAGAAUCCGCUUCAGAAUUUUAGAGAAAGAGGAAACCGAAAGAAUGCCCACCAAUCCAACGAUAACGAUCACAAACCGAGCAGAAGUGAUAGACGUAAUGAGCGUCGAGAAGAAGCUCGCAAAGCUAGACCCGAGAAAAAGUCUAAAAAGUUAGAUAACUCUUCAAAAGACGGAGAUGCAUCCUCAGUUAAUGAAUCCGCGAAACAUUCUGAUAGAUCCGUUCGGCUAUACUCCCAAGACGAUGAUAACGUAUCACAAAGACCUAGAGAAAGAAAGGAGCCUAGAGAUCGUCAUGAUCGUCCCGAGCGAGACGGACAAACAGCCGGACGCGCAAAACGCGGAGGAGCUACGAGAGCCACUGAUAGGAAGAACACUCGCCGUGAUAAGAAGCCUCGUGAGAGCAGCAAAUACAAAUCAGCCGAUUUCAGAACGGCAUACGAGUUUCCCAAGCCAAGCAGCGACAUCAAAGAAGUCGAGACGCAACAUGUUGAGGCGAUACGGGGAGGAAUGUCUUUCAGGGGUCUCAUGGCGAAGAAGCGAGCGGGUUCCACAGCAGCUAUGCGUGGGUCCCGUCAAUCGAAAAGUGAAGAUUAUAGCGAGGAGCCUGAUGAGUCCGAGACUGUAGAGACUUCGAAUGAGCAAUCGAUGCAAAACUCGUCGGAAGUGGAAGAUGUUGAAGAGAUUACAGAGAAAAUAGAAAAUCUUGAAGUUGAAAAAGUGGAUGAAGAGAUCUUCAAAGAGACGAUUAAUGAUCGCAGGACCGAGGUCGAAUUCCCUGACAAGGAUCCAAACCUUGGCCAACAAUCACUCAACUUCAUCACCCCGGAAGAAGAAGAGAAGAAUCCAGCGACGAUCACGGUUGAAAGUCCAGCAGUACAAGCACCAGCUCAACCACAACCUCCACAGCAACCGAUUCAUCCUGGCCCCCGAGGUCUUCAGCCGCUUCAGCCCGCUGUGAUCAAUCGUCAGCACUUUCCACACGAUCCACAGGAACUCAUUUCUAAUCCAAAGCAAGAGGUGUUAGUUGCAGGCCAACAUGAGAGCGCCAAAUGGAAAACCGUCCACAAUGCCUGGAUUUCCGCUGAGCGAAACAUCCCUGCCAACGUGAUGCCUUCAGCAACGUGGCAGCCCUCAGCCCAGCAACCCAUCUGGAACGGACCUGACUGGAGCCAAAAUAGAGAGGGCGGCUCAUGGAAAUCGCCUACGAAGCAGGAGAAUAUUGGGACUGCCACCAGUCAGCCUGAACAAGCGAUCAAUCAGCAGCAAGCAGUCCCACAGGUUAUUCCUACCUCUUCGAUGGCACAGCCGAUAGCGAGUAUGCAGAACUCUCAGAUGAACUUCCAGGCGAACAUAACGAGACAACAAGCGAAUCCGUAUUCUCAGGGAAUUGAGAAUAACCUCGGAAGUAACUUCAAUGGUAACCUCAUGGCGAACUCAACGAACACUCUAGCCGCGAAUUACAAUCAAGCGCUCAUCAGUAAUCCAAGCAACUUCACCAACUACCAGCAACCGAUGUAUCAGAACCAGCUCCAAAUUGCCCAAGCAUCUGCUCAAGCUCUACAGGCGACUUCUUUCUUUCCCCAUGAUACGAAUGCUUUAUACAAUUCACCAUCGACAUCAAGCUCAUUUGACCUUUAUCAAGGCACUGGCAGGAGCGAGGCCAUGUUUCCAGAUCCAUCGUCUUCGCUUGGGAACCAAAUUUUCAACCCCAAUAACUUUCAAGACUACACGAACGUCAUGGGCCUCCAACGACCGCCAUCCAACACAACCAUGCAGAAUAUAUUCAGUCAACCAAUGGGGCCUACAGGAUACCGAACAUCUGGCUUUAGUGGUCUUAUUAAUCAGCAAGCAAGACAAAAUGGGCUCCCAUCGUUUCCGCAAAUGCAAGGUUUCGGCAAGUCAACGUCUCCAUCUCCUGGGUUAGCAAAGAACAUCAUCCCUCCAAACACGGGUGGAUUCGAGCAAAUGCAUCCGAAUGCUUUCGGCCAGCUUUCGCAAGUGCUUCAGUUCCGCGAGCGCAAUCGCCCAACGAGUAUAACUCCUCCUCACCACCAAAGUCGACAUAAGACGAAGGACUUUAACUUUGCGAAGGGCGGCUAUCCUAAUCAAGGAUUCGCGAACGGGUUCGAGCAAAAAGACUCUCUCAAGCAUCCGCAGCAGCAACAGCAACCCCAUCAGCAACAACAGUUUGCGGGCUUUGAUGACAAAAAUCAGCUCAACCAGCAUUUUCUCCGACAAGGCAUGGAAACUGGCUUCAAACAACCAUCAUUCCAAAAUUUCAAUGGCCAAGGAUUUCACCAGCAGCACAGACCGCAAGGAAAAAGAAUGAUGCAGCAGCAACAGUUCGGAAAUCCGUUCGAAAAGAAAGGAGUGAUUGGCAACGAGAUGCUCAAGCAGCCUAUUCAGAAGGGCGUUGGCAACAGCCAUCAUCUCCAAGGCUCGAAUGGGCAAGCUCGUGCUAGCGGCAAGCCCAGCGCCGCUCAAACCAAUCCGUCUAAAAUGGGCAACAUGGAUAACUACAAGCAAACGAUGGCUGAAGAAAGACAGAAACUGCUCGCUCUGACCAAGAACUUCGGAGUCGACGAAACCGGUACUCGACAGAACGGCCACGAAGGAAUGCAAGGCGCUCCCAAACCAAACGAUCAGGGCAGCAACGGCGUUCCGCCCGCCGAAAACGAACAGAACCCAGAAACGAUCGUUAACCUCACGUCAACUGAUCGAAAACGGCUGACUCUCGCCGACACCGCACCGAAGCGUCCCGGAGAGGUCCGUCGAAUCAUCACCAACCCAUCAUAA
Molecule: messenger RNA, 5190 nt
Organism: Oikopleura dioica
Lineage: Eukaryota; Metazoa; Chordata; Appendicularia; Copelata; Oikopleuridae
Source: the annotation of a GenBank genome assembly